Durusdinium trenchii is the source of this 792-nucleotide messenger RNA. The record is from the annotation of a GenBank genome assembly. Lineage: Eukaryota; Dinophyceae; Suessiales; Symbiodiniaceae.
AUGACGUGGUUAAUCGUGUUGAUGUUUCAGGUGCAUGGUGACUUUUGGUUCCGUCAGCUUUGGGUGAUCUCCUCGAUCUCCUCUCCUCGCUACACGCCCCGCACCGGCCUGCUGCGCACCAGCAGCCCAGUGACCCUGAGCCCUCGCAGCAGUGUGGGCGCAGGGUAUGCGGUGGGUGUGGCCGCCCGUAGCGUGGGUGUGCUGGGCACUGGGCCACGGCCGGGGCUGGUGCCACGGCUGGACCUGGGAAAGGCUGAAGUUGCUUCCAUGACCUUGAACCCUUACUCGAGCAUUUUGGGGGUCUAUGCAUCGCAAGAGACCCUCGAGGCCUACCAGCUGGCAGAUGAUGAUCUCGGGCGUUUGGUACAGUGGACACUCGGAAGCCCGCAGGAGCUUUGGGAGGUGCGAUUUACCUUCACACACGUGUGUGGCCCCAACGGUGGCACGGUGCUCGGCCUGGGCUUUGGGACUGCGGAUGCCCGCAUGGAGGAGGUGGACAUCCUGGAGAGCGAAAGCCUAGCGGUGUGUGACGCCUACGAUGGUGAGAUCAACGUUUUUGGACAACAGAUCCAGAAGGAGUCGCUAGACCUUUGCGAGCCAAGCUCUGGUUCGUGUGAAGAAGAGUCCAUCACCGCGAUGUACGAUGCGACACAGGGGCUCCUACGCUUCACGGUGGAGUCGCGAAGAUGUCGUGCGAGAGCUCGGCUCGGGAAGACGGCGAAAUCCAAGCCAAAGAGUAGCGAUGACAUCCAACCUAAAAGGAAUGGCCUCCAACCUGUAGCGAUGGCCUGA